Molecule: messenger RNA, 1737 nt
Organism: Lachnellula hyalina
Lineage: Eukaryota; Fungi; Ascomycota; Leotiomycetes; Helotiales; Lachnaceae
Product: General amino-acid permease
Exons: 4
Coding region: 1-1737 (578 amino acids)
Biological process (GO): amino acid transmembrane transport
Cellular component (GO): membrane
Molecular function (GO): amino acid transmembrane transporter activity
Source: RefSeq, a predicted model, not a curated record
AUGGAGCCUCAAGUAUCAUAUACGGGGUCAACAUCCACGGUCUUGCCAUUGCUGGCGAGACCGAAAGGAGCCAAACUUUUCUCAGCAAAGGCUUUUGACAAUUUCCGAAGUGGUCCUACUGGCGAUUUCCACCCUGCGCUGGGCGAGGGUGGGAGGGUUUUCGACGCCAAGGCUGCGGCAUACAAUACAGCAAAUACACAUUUGGUCAGAAGACUGAAAGGUCGACAUCUUCAAAUGAUAGCAAUUGGUGGCUCAAUAGGAACUGGACUGUUCGUCGGAUCAGGUCAGGCGCUAGCUACCGGAGGACCUGGGUCUCUUCUUCUGGGAUUCAUCAUCAUCGGAAGUGUGCUUUUUUGUACAGUACAGGCUCUUGGUGAAAUGACUGUGACGUUUCCGGUUGCUGGUUCCUUUAAUGCUUACGCUACUCGGUUUAUUGAUCCCGCAUGGGGCUUUGCGAGCGGCUGGAACUAUGCUAUGCAAUGGCUCAUUCUAAUGCCGUUGGAGAUUAUGGCAGCAUCCCUCACGCUUGAAUACUGGUCUCUGCCUAUACCUGGAUGGGCAAGUAUCUCAGUCUUCCUAGGAAUCAUCAUCUUCAUCAAUCUCUGUGGUGUCAAGGUUUAUGGUGAAGUCGAAUAUUGUUUUUCUAUUAUGAAAGUCACUGCUGUGAUUGGAUUCAUCAUUCUGGGUGUUGUAAUUAACUGUGGCGGAGGACCAGGCUCAGGCUAUAUUGGAGGUAAAUAUUGGGAUGAUCCAGGAGCUUUCAACCAUGGAUUCAAAGGCUUCUGCAACAUCCUCGUCACGGCAGCAUUCUCUUUUGGUGGAACCGAGCUCGUUGGUCUCGCUGCAGCAGAGACCCAUAAUCCUAGCCGGGCGCUCCCUACGGCCAUCAAGCAAGUCUUCUGGCGUAUCGCAAUCUUCUAUGUAAUCUCGAUUGCGGUGGUCGGUCUCAUUGUACCUUACACCAGUUCACAAUUGAUCAGCCGAAAUAGCGUCGACUCCAAAGCCUCACCAUUCAUCAUCGCCAUCAAAGAUGCCGGCAUUCAAGGGCUGGACUCUGUCAUGAACGCUGUGGUAAUGAUGGCCGUCCUCUCUGUUGCCAACUCCUCCAUGUACGGCGCAACGAGAACCCUUGCAGCACUGGCCGAGCAAGGCCAAGCCCCAAGAAUAUUGGCCUAUGUCGACCGCAAAGGCAGACCUCUUGUCUCAAUCGGCCUUGCGUCACUCGUUGGCCUGUUAGCCUACCUCUACGUUUCUCCCAUCAAAGGCCCAGCGUUUACCUGGCUCCUCGCUCUCUCGGGUUUGUCGAGCAUCUUCACCUGGGGCAGCAUUUGUUUCGCACACAUCCAGUUCCGCAAAGCUUGGUUGCAGCAAGGGAAUACACUUUCAGAUCUCAUUUAUAAAUCGCCCAUUGGGUCCGCUGGCUCUUGGAUAGGUCUGAUUUCUCUUACACUCAUCCUCGUCGCUCAGAUCUGGGUCGCUAUUUCACCCUCAGGAGGCACGCAGGAUACCGUGGGAGGGCAGGUUGCGGAUUUCUUCGAGGCUUGUCUGGCGAUGCCAGUGGUGAUUUUGAGCUACGUGUUCUAUAAGAUAUGGUAUCGGACGAAAUGGGUAAGGAUUCGGGAUGUGGAUUUGAAGACUGGACGGAAUGAUUGUGAGAGUGACUUUAUUCGGCAACGGUGGAAGGAAGACAGGAGUUUGUGGCCGAGGUGGAAAGUGAUCUAUAAAACACUUUGCUGA